AUGAGUAAUGGAGUAACUAUUAAGCUUGGUGUGAAGCCAAAAGGUGAUAAUCCUGGACCUACUACUUAUAAUGGAAAUGAUUCUGUCGGAAGUAGGCAGAUUCAAGUCACAAGAUAUGAAGAACCUCCUGGAUCUAACUUUUAUAAAUACACCUACGAAAAUGAGAAUAAGAAUGAUAGUCAUGGAGGAAACUUUAUACUAAAGGCGAUCUGGGAUGAUAGUGGCAAACAUAUAGAGAUACCUCUUCCAGACGAUAAAAAGGUAACCUCAGUUGAAGCUUAUUACUGGAAACAUGAAAAUGGUACUAGUCCACCUAAGAAGGUUCUUUUGAUAGGAGUCAGUACUAGUGAUAGAACUAGGUAUUAUAAGAAUGUGAGUGGCGAUCAAUGGGUUGAAAAACGAAUAGAUGCUGAGGCUCUUGAGCAGAUACUAGAUCAACAAAACUGUUAUAGCAACGAUGCCGUCACCUUAGAUCUGACCAAAGAUGCAUAUACGGGAGGAAAGCCUUGUUGCCCUGAGCAUAAAGGUAGUAGUAGUAGUAGUAGCAGGGUCACUAUUCAGAAUGUACCAGUUAAUCAUAAACAUCACGACCAUGUGGGCUCAAACUCUCUUACACUCACAAAAUACUCCAUUACUGGUCAGAAACUUGCAGCUAUCAAGCUUGAAAGUGGAGAUAAAAAGAAUAAAAGGAAGACUAUAACACUUUCAGGACCAAAAUUUCCCAUCUCUGGCCCAAUCAGCAUCUCUGCAUUAUACUCCGAUAAUAGUAGUAAGAAUCCAGUACUUAUAUAUGUCGAGUCAACUGGGAGCCCUGCUGUUAAGGGUUGGUACCAAAAGAAAAGUCCCUCCGGUAGUAAUACAGAUGGAAAUGAAGAGUGGAUAAAAGCACUAAAAGAGCUUGGAUGUACAGGCUUUGAAGCAUGUCUUGGACAGAAUGGAGUUCAACGUGAGGAAGUCCCAGCAGCUGACUUAUCUGACCAGGUUCCUGAUACAGAGUCUGAGAGCAAGAUUCUCCUGCAAGGUACUCCAGUAGCUCAGAUGGCUGAAGAUGCUAUAGAUGCUGAAAGACUAAAACAUCUUGAAGGACAUACUGCUAGUAAUGGAGAAUCUGCUGCCUCAUCUCCCCUAGAUAAAGAUACUCAAGUUGCUCCUGAUGGACAAACUGCUCAACAAAUUCAAGAUCAGGACUCUGCUGAAAAUACUAGUAUCUCUGCAUCUCGUGAGGUAGAAAAGACUGUUGCUGGUUCAUCUCCUGGAGAUCCUAAACAAUCUUAUGUCUCACUUGGCCUGAGUACCAGUACUCAAUCUGUAGAUUAUGGGUGUCAUGGAAGAGGUACUCCUGAUCAAUGGAUCCAAGUCAAAGCUCUUGGUGAAGGUGUUCUAUUUACUUGUGGUCCUAAUGGUAAAGGAAUGGUUGCUAUUUCAUCCCUUUCAUCUCCUGAAGAAACUGAGGAAGAACGAGAAUCACGUUCUGCUGACUCUGACUCUGACUCUUCUAAAGUACAAGGACAAGAGGAGAAGGGUGAAGAAUCUAGUGAGGAGGCAGGGGUUGGAGAGCAAGAAGAACAUCUACCUGAGGAAGAAGACUUAUCUACACGACUAGGUGAAGCUGGAGCUCAAAGAUUACAGCGGAAGCAACAAUCUGAAAAUUCCGAGAAAGAAUCUCAACAAAAUAUACGUACUGAAGACCAAGCUGGUACUCCUGAAUCUAGAGGACCUACUGGUGAAUCUGGUCUUGGUCAACCUAGUAUAGCUCAUCCUGGUGGAGAAGAUGAUCAAGGUACUGGAACUACUGAUUCUAUAAGUGAUACUGCUAGAGGUAGUGAUGAUAGUGGAAUGGGCCUUAUUGUAGGAAGUUUACUUGGCAGAUUACUUGGAGGGCUAGUUGUUGGACUUAGUAAGGUUGAUAAUCAAAAAAUCUCACAAGGCUUGGUAAACCUUGGAAGGGCAGGCUAUGAUUUUACUGCUGAGGUUGGUAAAGAUACUCUAAAAGCAGCUGCUGAACUAAUUGAACCUAGUCCUGUCCCUACUUAUACUCCUUCUCCUAGACCCGCUACUACUCCUCCUACUCCUGGAUCUCCUCAAGCUCCUACUGGUGGUACUGGUAAGCAAGUAGGUAAAUACUGCACAGAAUGCAACUGCAGAAGUGGAGGAAGUGGAAAAUGCCAACCUGAAAAAUGUACAUCUAACAACUGUAAAUGUUGUAAAGAUAGGGGUGGCACUUAUUCAUCUUUUAACACGUUUACUUCACAAGGCUUAAUGAUUAUCUUGGCCUUUACUGGAGACGGUUACCUCAAGACUUAUUCCAAGUAUGAACAUGAUCGGAGUAAAUGGGUCAGUGGAACUCCUGAUACUAAGAAAUUGCACCUUACUUGGGCGGAUCUAAAGAGCCCUCUUGAUAAGGCCGGGGAUGACAAGCUCAACAGACUCCCUGGUAAUGACCUGACCAUGGUCACAACUCCGCUAAGAAUGGCUCCCAUUGGUCGCCCAUUCGCUACGCUCACAUAG
This is a messenger RNA of Theileria equi strain WA, 2508 nucleotides long. RefSeq lists its product as hypothetical. The transcript is spliced from 3 exons. The record is from RefSeq and is a predicted model, not a curated record. Lineage: Eukaryota; Apicomplexa; Aconoidasida; Piroplasmida; Theileriidae. The coding region runs from base 1 to 2508 and encodes 835 amino acids.